Molecule: messenger RNA, 717 nt
Organism: Alternaria postmessia
Lineage: Eukaryota; Fungi; Ascomycota; Dothideomycetes; Pleosporales; Pleosporaceae
Exons: 3
Coding region: 1-717 (238 amino acids)
Biological process (GO): polysaccharide catabolic process
Molecular function (GO): cellulase activity
Source: RefSeq, a predicted model, not a curated record
AUGAAAGCCUUCUCCAUUGUCCUGGCAGGCUUCGCCUCUGUCACUGUCGCACAGCAACAAACCCUCUGCGACCUAUACGCUUACUACUCCACCAACGGCUACGAGCUCCUCAACAACCUCUGGGGCCGCGACGCCGCAACCUCCGGCUCGCAAUGCACAUACUACGACGGCUUCAAUAACGGCAUGGCCUGGCACUCAAACUGGCAGUGGCAAGGUGCCGAGAACAACGUGAAAUCUUACGUUUACGCCGGCCGCUUGGCCACCAAAAAGUUGAUAUCGCAAUACAGCACCAUGCCGAGCACAGCGCAGUGGAGCUACAAUACGACAAACGUGCGCGCCAAUGUUGCGUACGAUGUGUUCACUGCUGCGGAUAUCAACCAUGAUAGGAGUAGUGGGGAUUACGAGCUUAUGGUUUGGCUCGCCAGAUUGGGCAACGUUUACCCCAUCGGUACCUCGCAAGGCAUGAAAACCGUCGACGGCCGCUCCUGGGAACUUUGGGAGGGAUACAACGGGGCGAUGAAAGUUUACAGCUUCGUUGCUCCAAGUCCUGUCACCAAUUACAGUGGUGAUAUCAAGAACUUCUUUACUUGGCUCACCAGCAACAAGGGCUAUCCUGCGUCGAGCCAAAACCUCAUCGUCUACCAGUUUGGUACUGAAGCUUUUACGGGUGGACCUGCAGCGUUCACAGUUAACAGGUGGUCAGCGGAGGCCAACUAA